Laetiporus sulphureus 93-53 is the source of this 489-nucleotide messenger RNA. RefSeq lists its product as uncharacterized. Lineage: Eukaryota; Fungi; Basidiomycota; Agaricomycetes; Polyporales; Laetiporaceae. The record is from RefSeq and is a predicted model, not a curated record. The transcript is spliced from 5 exons. Bases 1 to 489 code for a protein of 162 amino acids.
AUGGCCGAGCUGCCGAAAAGGCCAGCAGCGAGGAGGACGAUGCUCGUGACGGUGAAGCGCAUAGCCAUGCAAGCGUUCGAAAUGUGCGUCAAAGUGCGGUGUGAAAACGGUGCUAGCGGUACCAGGCGCAGGCUGACGCUCACUGAAACGUCGGCAUCGGACAGCCUCACCUACAGGAUCAUGCGUACGCCUCAACUGCUUAUGUGGAGUAACAGCGUCAUGGUCGUAGCGAAUCGUAGCCUCAGUAGCAGACACGCGUCCGAUGUAACAUGCCCAAUUGCAACAGCGACCCUGGCGCCCUUUAGCGCAUCUACCUUUCCACAAAGAAUGCGCGGGAGUAGUGCUAUAGAAAUUAUGAGGCGAUGUGUCUCAACUUGUCAAGCGCUGCCUGUACAUAGUCGGUCGCUAUCUCACGCAGUUAGCGCAAACUCUACGUCACAUUCAGACAUGGGGCGUCGGAUUAAAGACUUGAAGUCCCUCCCACAAUGA